This is a messenger RNA of Ambispora gerdemannii, 1520 nucleotides long. NCBI's taxonomy places the organism in Eukaryota, Fungi, Glomeromycota, Glomeromycetes, Archaeosporales, Ambisporaceae. The record is from the annotation of a GenBank genome assembly.
ACGACCUUGAACGACAAAUCGCAAAUCUUCGACAAUACUACCCAGAAUACGAAAUCAUCAGUGAUAUCGGAUCGGGACUUAACUGGAAACGCAGGGGGUUUGUUGCCCUUUUGGAACGAAUACACACGGAAGGAAUCGAAGAAGUGGUGGUUACCCGAAAGGACCGAUUGUGCCGAUUGGGAUCCGAGCUUGUGGAAUGGAUCUUUGAGAAAAAUGGGACUCGGCUCGUGGUACUCGGUAUGGAUGUCAGUGCUGAAAGUAGUGAAGCCGGAGAACUUGCGGAAGACUUACUCUCAAUCGUCACGGUAUUUGUGGCAAGACAUAAUGGAAUGCGUUCCGCCGCCAAUCGUAGAAGAAGACGAGAAGUUGCCAAAGCCCAAGAAGAACAAGAGCUCCAAGAUUCCAGCAGGCAAGACACAACGUAUCCGUCUCUUUCCUACGCAAGAGGAGAAGUCGAAACUCAAACGCUGGAUGGGAACAGCGCGAUGGACUUACAAUCGGGUAUCGAGCGGACAAAAAAAGCUCUACGAGCACAGUGUCUCAACGCCGCAAACUUCAAUAAUACCGAACUUCAAUGGGUCCUUGAAACUCCUUACGAUAUUCGCGAUGAAGCGAUGAAUGAUUUACUUAAAUCAUAUUCAUCAAAUUUUGCUGCAAAACGGAAGAAAUUUAAGAUGAAAUUUCGCUCUAAGAAAGAUCAACAACAAUCUAUUGCAAUUCUAUCAAAACAUUGGGGUAAAUCUAAAGGAGUUUAUACAUUUCUUUGUAAGAUGAAGUCAGCCGAAAAUCUCCCAGCAGAGCUCCAUUACGAUGCACGACUUGUGAUGAAUCGGCUUGGAGAAUUUUAUCUUUGUAUUCCUCAACCACUCGAGAUAUGGGCCGAAAAUCAAGGUCCUACACAAUCAGAUGCAGUGAUCGCUCUAGAUCCAGGUGUACGAACAUUUAUAACUGGAUACGAUCCAAGUGGACAAGCUGUAGAAUGGGGCAAAAAUGAUAUUAGUAGAAUUUAUCGGCUUUCUCACAUAUAUGACAAGAUUCAAAGCACACAUGACUCUAUUCAUGGAAAAGUACACAAACGAAAACGCUAUAAACUUCGCAGGGUCAUGCUUCGUAUACAUAAAAAAAUCCGUUGUCUUAUUAAUGAUUGUCACCAUAAACUUGCCAAAUGGCUGUGUCAAAGUUAUCGUAUUAUUUUGUUGCCCGAGUUUAAAACACAGGGAAUGGUUAGGCGUGGAAAACGGCGGAUUCGUUCUAAGACUGCACGGAUGAUGUUAACAUGGUCCCACUUCCGAUUCCGCCAAUAUCUUCUACAUAAAGUUCGUGAAUAUCCAUGGUGUCGGGUAAUUAUAUGUACUGAAGGAUAUACCAGUAAGACAUGUGGGUGCUGUGGUCAUAUCCAUCGAAAAUUGGGUGGAUCCAAAGUGUUUCGUUGCCCAAGUUGUACAGCUGAGCUUGAUCGGGAUAUCAACGGUGCUCGCAAUAUACUACUUCGCUAUCUUACCGUUACAUCUAAAGAGCCG